GAUGCGAUGAUCAGCGGACUGUACUACCGCCCGGUAUAUAUAUUAUAGCCUAGGUGUAAAUACUUUUCCAAAUGAUCUGCGAAUUGGAGACUAAAUUACUCCUAAUCAGAAGGCCGAGAAGUUUGUGUUGAGAUUCGUUCUUUUGCUCUGGAUUCAUAAAAGACGAGAUACAUAUUUUAGGAUGAUCAUGAUGCUUGCUUUUCUACUGUUGGCAUGUUUCUCUUUGUCUGCUCUUGGACAGACUUGCAACCCUCCUACCUGUUUUGUGAAUGGGACACGGGAAAUUCAGUGUCAAAGCUGUCCAUUUGGUUUUGGAGUAGUAGUGGAAAAUCGGGAGCCCUUGCUAUGUAGCAGUUCUCCACCGAGGAACACCAAGUGUGAGCCAUGCGUAUCUGGAGUCAAUUACUCUGAUACAAAUGAUCAAGAAAGCAAAUGCUUGAGAUGUCUAGAGUGCCGUAUUGACAAGGAAGUAGAGUUUAAACCAUGCACAACGGAAUCUAAUACAGUAUGUAUCUGUAAAGAGGGGGAGUAUUACUACAAUGAUGGUCUUGAUUCCUGCUAUAAGUGCACAGAUUGUGGAGAGGAUGAAGAAGAGACAAGUCCAUGCACUCCUACUGAAAACCGAGAGUGUGGACCUAGGAGAAGUCCUCCUGUUACCUCACCUGCUCCUGUCCCCUCACCAUCUUCUGUCUCUCCAGUUUCCCCAAUAGUCAACAGGACUUCACCAACCGUCAACCCCAGCCCAAAGACAAUUGGUACUGGAGAGUCAACGAAGCCUCAACCAGGUGUAAAUUCCUUAUCGGGAGGAAUGAUUGCUGUCAUUGUAUUACCUAUAUGUAUCGUCGGAGUCAUCAUUAUCGUAGUUGUAUGUAUGAGACGGGACAGAGAGGGUGCAUGUUCACUCAAUUGUAACUGGCAUAUACGCCAAACUAAUCAAGCACCUCUUCCAACAGUAUACUCAACAAAUGGGACUAAUGGGAUAAACAGAAUGAAUGGACAUGUUCCGAUGCAUGCUAGUUCUAGUACAUCUAUCCAUAUGCAAGUUAUUCCUAAUGGGGCUGCCCUUCCUUGCAAUGGACACCGAUCAGACGAGGAAGUAGAACAUCAGCAGUCUGUAGAAGAUGCUCUGGAGCUUACAGCAGACCAGUUGAGGCAUUUAAUCAGAGCACUAGACCAACCUGAUCAUGCUGACCGAAAUGUUCACAUGCUUGCUGGUCAAUUCUUAUCUGAUGAGACGAACGCUCUACUUUCAAGUGAAGUGUCAGCAGCAGAAGUCUUAGAGGUUUGGGUCAACCGGGGGAAGACAAAAGGAGACUUGGUUCAAGUGCUUAGAGGAAUGGGAAGAGAUGACAUUGCUGCAAUAUGCGAGGAAGGCUCAUGAGAAACGGCAGAUCUCACAGAUCCGUUGAUGGAGAGAAAACGAAUGUCACACAGACUUUACAAGGAUUUGCAAUUUGGAAGUUUAGAAACUUCUUGUAUAUUUUUGAGGAGUAUUGCAGUCCUAUGUUGUGUGGCUGUUAAUGACUCAAGGAUCAUGUAUGGAUCUGUGAUUUUCAGAAGUGCUUCUGCUCCCAUGUAGGAGUCAGCAGAUAUUUUUCUCUAUCGAGAGGGGAUUAUACUUCAAGCAGCUGAUGAAGCAAGUGGAACUUAAUGCAG
Messenger RNA from Lytechinus variegatus (green sea urchin), 1656 nucleotides. Its product is annotated as tumor necrosis factor receptor superfamily member 1B-like. Lineage: Eukaryota; Metazoa; Echinodermata; Echinoidea; Temnopleuroida; Toxopneustidae. Gene Ontology annotation, molecular function: protein binding. The coding region runs from base 182 to 1381 and encodes 399 amino acids. The transcript has 9 exons. The record is from RefSeq and is a predicted model, not a curated record.